AUGAGCCGGUCAGUGACCACGGGAAGAUACGUUCGCUCCAUAGAUUGGCAUCCAGUGCUUUCUGGAAUUUGUGUUGCUUCUUACACUUUUGAAACGGCGACUGAAGCACAAGCGCCCAAAGAACGUGCAACUGCCAAUGAAGGAGACUGUGCCACUACGAGUGAUUCCGUCAAUCGGGCGGUGUUCGAAAAGUGUCCCGUCCUAAUUUGGAGCUUCACGAAUUCGCUGGUCCCUCUGCUUAAGCUGAAGUCGAUUCGCGAGGUCACGGCUGUGUCGUUCUGUCCCUACGAUGGGGAUCUUCUGAUCGGCGGAUUGACAAACGGUCAAAUCACUCUCUGGGACUUGAAGGGUGAAAUUGCCCGUGUUGAGGCUGCCCAGACCUCAAGUAGUGAGCAUCGUGGAGGUAUUCUGCAACUAAUGGAACAACCUGCAGAACACGAGAUCGAUCGAUCGGUUACUCCUGCGGCCGUAAGCUCCCUGGAGCACUCACCGCGCGGUGCCAUCAGCGCUAUCAAGUGGCUGCCUAGAAACUAUUUCUGCACCCCAACCGGUCACCUGAAGGUGGCCCAGGAGAAGCGGCACCGCUUCUUGAUGACCUCGUCGCUGGAUGGGAGUGUUUGUUUCUGGGACUUAAACUUCUCCUCUCCGACCCUUCAGAAGAUGGUAGCGGCCGCCACCGCCAAGAGCAGUCAGAUGGUGGACCAAACGAUCUACCAGCGGGUGGAUAAUCUGUUCUUCCCCGUGUUUAAAAUUAUCUGCCAGACAUCGAUCGUGUGCAUGGUUGUGGAUGAAGCGAUUUAUCACUCGACGCCACUGGAGACCUCCUCGGACCUGAUCAAACGCGUUGCGCACCAUCUGGAGGCGAUUCCCGUAGAGUGCACCAAUCGUGUUAUCUUGGGAACGCACACCGGUCAGAUCGUGGAGGGGUUUUGGGAAGGUUAUGAGUUCGACCAGGGCGUACUGGUGAAUGACGAAACUCUACAGGUAACGCACAACUUCAGUGCCGUUCAUGAUGGGCCCAUCGUUGGACUGGAGAGAAAUCCAAUGGUACACCACGCGUUGCUCUCAAUCGGCGGACAUGUGCUGUCCUUGUGGAGCAGCAAGGAUCCUUGCGUUCCGAUAUUUUGGCGUCAGAAGCCCUCCAAGGUAACGGCGUGCCAGUGGAGUUUGGAUCGUGUAUCGGUGUUUUUCGUUGGAUAUGCCGAUGGCAACUUGGAGGUUUGGGAUCUGAAUAUGAGAACGUUUCGUGCCUGCAUUUGUGUAAACCUCGGAUCGGAAUCACUGACGGUUAUAUCGCAGCAUCGCCUGGCUAGUGCUCGUCACUGUUUGGCAGUGGCCGAUCAGAAUGCGAACAUAAGAAUCUUUACACUUUCGGAAGGACUCGUAAAGGCAGCACCCAAUGAGGAGCAAACCAUUCGAGAUGUGAUCCAGCACGAGAUCUCGCGAAGGUCUGCCCAGUCGGAGUGGGUCAAAGCCUACAACGAUAGAAAUCCUAUCAAGUCCCAAUCAAGGCCGCAGCGCGAAAGCACCGCCAACGAAAACACUCCCCUACCAGAAAUGAUUGCGGAACAAAAGAGUGACAAUCACAAGCAGGAAAGUAAGGGUGGCCCCGUACAGGAGAAGCGCAUGGCACUGGGCGAUCGUUUGGAGCAGCAGUACAGGGCAAGACACUUCCAGGAUCUGCUGGGCAAGCUGAUGGAGCGCCGAAAUGUCAGUCCGAAACAGAUGGCCCAGCAGAUGCGUCCGCUGGUGAAGCGUCAGCAGUAUGACGCGGAGAAGCGAUCAGCGAUCGCCGCCACGUUGGCACGGGCUGAAGGAGACUAUGCGAAUCAGAAGAAAAUAUUGCACCCGUCGAGGAAAGCAACCGAAGCCCAACGGAAGGACGAUUCGCGCGAUAGGAUUGAACAGUUGAUGCCAAACAUUGCCGACUAUGGCACGGUCGAGGCUGAAGCUAGAGAAACGCUGCGGUCCCAUUACCUCCCACAGGUGGAAAGCUUUCUCGAGGUGUUGGUGAAGGGAAAAGAUCAACGGACGAAAGUGUGUGUCGAUGUGGGCGCCAACAUGCGUCAUGUUGUUAGCUACGAAAACAAGCGAAGAUUUCGAAAACUUGGAGUAGCUCCGGCGACGCGUAUGGAAGAUUUAGUGCCACCGGCAGAAGAUGAAGUCCAGACAGAAGUUGAGGAUGUGGAACACGAAGACGUGAAAGAUUUGAAAUAA
Messenger RNA from Anopheles bellator, 2217 nucleotides. Its product is annotated as dynein axonemal intermediate chain 3-like. Gene Ontology annotation, biological process: cilium movement involved in cell motility; inner dynein arm assembly. Bases 1 to 2217 code for a protein of 738 amino acids. The transcript has 2 exons. The record is from RefSeq and is a predicted model, not a curated record. NCBI's taxonomy places the organism in Eukaryota, Metazoa, Arthropoda, Insecta, Diptera, Culicidae. Gene Ontology annotation, cellular component: inner dynein arm. Gene Ontology annotation, molecular function: dynein light chain binding; dynein heavy chain binding.